Messenger RNA from Arabidopsis lyrata subsp. lyrata, 2793 nucleotides. Its product is annotated as aluminum-activated malate transporter 2. Gene Ontology annotation, cellular component: plant-type vacuole membrane. Gene Ontology annotation, biological process: malate transport. The record is from RefSeq and is a predicted model, not a curated record. Lineage: Eukaryota; Viridiplantae; Streptophyta; Magnoliopsida; Brassicales; Brassicaceae. The transcript has 6 exons. The coding region runs from base 668 to 2173 and encodes 501 amino acids.
UAAUAGUAAUUUUCAUUGAAUUUUUUAACAAUUUUUUUUUUUUGUGAAUACUUCUUGGGACUGUAAAUUGUGGACCGAGUUUUAUUUUUUUUGAAGAUAAUUUGUUUUCUGUUAAAUGAAGAUAAAAAUGAAAGAGUUGUGAAUUACGAUUUUUUAAUAUAUAUUGAUUACAAUGUACAGCUAGCAACUUUAAAAAUGGAUAGAAAUCAAAUGUUGUUGGAUAGCACUAUUUAAUUUUUUUAUAGAAAGGAAUUCUUUGGACGUGGAAUUUAAUUGGCAAUUUUGGAAAUAAAUUAACAAUGAAAAAAUAAAGCAUGCUACUAAUAGCCGCUUUUAAAUAUCGGAUAAAAUCAGCACCAAAGUAGAACUUGGUUACGUAAGUACUAGUCUCUGCGUCUAAUUAAAAAUACUCUGUCUCUAACUAAUAAUAUUACUCAUUUUCAAUUUCUUUAACCCUCAACGUACGAUACGAAGUACAACGCACCACUGAAGUUUUUCUUAAAAUAAUAAAAUAACAUUUCACGAAUCCCAAACAGGACUCUCUAGUCUCUCUAAAUGCUCUUUAUAAAUAACGUCGAUCCAUCUGCUCAAAACAACAAGUCAUCUUUCUACUUCUUCCUCUCUUUCUGAAACUUAUCAGAGAGUUGAGUGAUAAUCAAAAGGCAUAAUGGAGAAAGUGAGAGAGAUAGUGAGAGAAGGCAGAAGAGUAGGAAAAGAAGAUCCGAGAAGAGUAGUGCACGCUUUCAAAGUGGGACUUGCUCUUGCUUUGGUCUCUUCCUUCUAUUAUUGCCAACCUCUCUACGAUAACUUCGGUGUCAAUGCAAUGUGGGCAGUCAUGACCGUCGUUGUCGUCUUUGAAUUCUCUGUAGGGGCCACACUUGGGAAAGGACUAAAUAGAGCAGUGGCAACAUUGGUAGCAGGAGGACUAGGGAUUGGAGCGCAUCACCUAGCAAGUUUGUCCGGGCCAACAGUAGAACCCAUUCUUCUUGCCAUCUUUGUCUUUGUGCAAGCUGCAUUGUCGACGUUUGUGAGGUUCUUCCCGCGGGUGAAGGCAAGAUAUGAUUAUGGGGUAUUGAUAUUCAUAUUGACGUUCGCACUGAUAUCAGUGUCGGGGUUUAGAGAGGACGAGAUAUUAGAUUUGGCGCAUAAGAGACUAUCGACAGUGAUAAUGGGAGGAGUUAGUUGCGUACUUAUCUCUAUCUUUGUCUGCCCUGUUUGGGCAGGACAAGACCUUCAUUCUCUCCUUGCCUCCAACUUUGACACACUUGCCCACUUCCUUCAAGAAUUUGGGGACGAAUAUUUUGAAGCGACAGAGGAUGGGGACAUAAAAGAGGUGGAGAAGAGGAGAAGGAAUCUUGAGAGAUAUAAAAGUGUUCUCAACUCAAAAAGCAAUGAAGAAGCUUUGGCUAAUUUCGCAAAAUGGGAACCGCGUCAUGGCCAAUUUAGAUUUCGGCAUCCAUGGAAACAAUAUAUUGCCGUGGGUGCAUUACUCCGGCAAUGUGCUUGCCGGAUUGAUGCCUUGAAUUCAAACAUCAACUCAGAUAUGCAGAUCCCAAUGGACAUUAAAAAAAAAUUAGAGGAACCAUUAAGAAGAAUGAGCUCGGAGUCGGGGAAGUCAAUGAAAGAAGUGUCCAUUUCAUUAAAGAAAAUGACAAAAUCAUCUUCUUUUGAUAUCCAUGUAGUAAACUCACAAUCUGCCUGCAAAACUCUUUCAACUUUACUUAAAUCAGGCAUCUUAAAAGAUGUUGAGCCUCUACAAAUGAUCUCAUUGAUGACGACAGUCUCUCUGUUCAUUGACAUUGUUAAUUUAACCGAAAAGAUCUCAGAAUCCGUACAUGAGCUUGCAUCCGCAGCAAAAUUUAAGAACAAGACGAAGCCAUCCAGGUCAGAUUCGGGAAGGAUUGGUCAUGACAUGCCAAAUAAAUCUCAUGAUGAUCAUCAUCGUCAUCGCGUUGUUACAAUUUUAUGUGAUGUUGACACAUCAAACAAUGUUGAUCAAUCGCAUGGAGAGAUCUCAGUGGACUCAUGUCAUCAUGUCGCGAUAAAGAUUGACGAUGAUGAUUCGAUUCAUGAAAAACAUGAAGAUGGUGAUAUACAUGUACAUACGAGUCGUGUAUCAUGUGAGCACACUAAUGCUAGUGAUCUUUUAGUUAGUGGCGUUAAAAAGAAUUAGUAAUAAGCAAUAACUAACAAUUUAUUAUAGGAUUUAGAGGUGCCGGGAAGGGGACUAAUCAUGUAUAUUAAAUAAAGUUCCUUCGAACAGGAUUUGUUAUUAGGUCCAAUUACCUAAUUAAUUCGACCAUGUUUUUCCUCUGUUUUCCGAUUUUUGUGUUUCCAACCAAGUUAUGCAGUUUUUAUUAACUUGAAUGUAGGCAACAACAUUACACCGAUGUUUUCAGAUUACUACGUCUACGUGUAUGUUUCUUACGCUUGAAAUUUUCUCUGUAGUCGAUGAACUAGUGCAAUAUUUUCCGCAAACAAUAAUAGUAAUUUAAAAAAGCCAAUUGGUAAAUCAUAAAAGAAAGCUAAUAUAAAUCAAACAAUAUAAACCAAAUUUUGUUUUUUCAUGUGUACCUCCUUGAUGAUGCAGACAUGUGUAAAAUCUUUUCUAAUCCAAAACAAUAAAGGAAAUAUGUGUGUAUCAUCACUUUCUAUGAUAAAUACGUUUAUUAAUUAUUCGUUACAAACUUACAAAUUCAUAUCUAAGAAGUUGAAGGUUGAUACAACUGAUAAUAAUUGCAGAGAAAUUGAGAAAAUUUAAACUGAAAAAUACUUAUGUGUAAAGUCAAGUAA